Brassica napus (rape) is the source of this 1519-nucleotide messenger RNA. Its product is annotated as serine/arginine-rich splicing factor SR45-like. Bases 90 to 1241 code for a protein of 383 amino acids. Lineage: Eukaryota; Viridiplantae; Streptophyta; Magnoliopsida; Brassicales; Brassicaceae. The transcript has 12 exons. Gene Ontology annotation, biological process: mRNA splicing, via spliceosome. Gene Ontology annotation, molecular function: RNA binding. The record is from RefSeq and is a predicted model, not a curated record. Gene Ontology annotation, cellular component: cytoplasm; ASAP complex; nucleoplasm.
GAAAAAAAAAUUCAGAGUCUCUCUCCUCUUAUCUUUUAUCGGUUAGGGUUUUGAAGCAAGGUUUCGCUUGUUCGUCGCGAUUAUCGCCCAUGGCGAAACCAAGCCGUGGCCGUCGUUCGCCUUCCGUCUCCGGGUCUUCAUCUCGGUCCAGCUCCAGAUCUCGUUCGAGUGGGUCCAGGUCUCUUUCCCGUUCGAGAUCGCUCUCUUCUUCUUCGUCUCCUUCGCGGAGCGUCAGUUCAGGGAGUCGUAGUCCUCCACCCCGUGGAAAAAGUUCUGCUGGGACUGCUAGGCGAGGUCGCUCUCCUCCUCCUCCAAAAGGAGCCUCUUCACUCUCUAAGAAAGCCGCACCUAUUCAAGAAUCUCUUGUUCUCCAUGUUGAUUCUCUUAGCAGGAAUGUGAAUGAAGGCCAUCUCAAAGAAAUAUUUGGCAACUAUGGUGAAGUUGUACACGUGGAACUUGCGAUGGAUCGAGCUGUUAAUCUUCCAAAAGGAUAUGCUUAUGUUGAGUUCAAGGCAAGAGCUGAUGCUGAAAAGGCUCUGCUGUUUAUGGAUGGUGGCCAAAUUGAUGGAAAUGUUGUUAAAGCCAAGUUCACACUACCACCGCGUCAGAAACUAUCUCCACCCCCUAAACCUGUCUCAACUGCACCAAAGAGAGAGGCUCCAAAAUCUGAUAGUGCCGCCAUUGAGAAAGUUGGGCCCGGGCGCCCAAGAGAGACUUCUCCAAGAAGGCGAUCACCUCUACCUAGGAAGUUACCUGAUUCUCCCCCUCGCCGGAGGCCGAGCCCUCCUAUCCGCCGUCGUGGUGAUACACCGCCCAGACGCAGGGCAGCAUCGCCACCUAGAGGCCGUUCUCCAUCUUCUCCACCUCCAAGAAGACAGAGAUCUCCUCCAAGGGGCUCCCCUAGAAGAAUCCGCGGCAGUCCUGUUCGAAGACGGUCUCCUCCUCCUCUAAGGCGAAGGUCACCUCCAAGGAGACUACGCAGUCCUCUCAGAAGAUCUCCAAUCCGCAGGCGUAGCCGAUCCCCAAUUCGUAGGCCUGUUUGCUCUCGGUCAAGGUCAAUCUCACCCCGCAGGGGACGAGGUCCAGCUGGGAGACGUGGAAGGUCAUCUUCUUCUUACUCUAGUUCGCCAAGUCCCAGAAGGAUUCCUAGGAAGAUUUCGAGGAGCCGCAGUCCUAAGAGGCCACUGAGAGGAAAAAGAAGCAGCAGUAGCAGCAGCUCACCGCCUUCUCGCAAAACAUAACAAUGUAAUAAAAAAACAUAUUAUCUCUCGGCUGAAGUUUUGCCAGUCAAAUGAGAGUUGUGGCUUUUGUAGUUUUUAUAGUUUUGGAUCUUUUAAGCAUAUUUUGUGCAUCUCCAGCUAUAGAACUGAUUUGGAUUUCAGUAUAGUCUUAUGAGUUAAAGACGAAGAACUGUUUGUUUCUUUUUUUCUCACCAGCGUGUUAAAAAGCAAAGAGAACUUGUUGAAAUGUAAUAAAUGGGAUGAACACGAUCUUGUUAGGUGUUUUUAUUUAUGUCUCA